ACCAGACCAAUCGAGAGUGAGCGUCUCCGGUGUUGUUGCUGUCCCGUCUGCUUGCUAACGCACCGGGACCAAAUAUCAGCCUCAACAUGUUUCUGUCUCGCGUGGUUCGGUCUGCCGUGUCCCAGACGGUCAGGAGUCUACACCGGUCUGCUGCUCGUGCUGGAGCUGGUGGCAUCUUUGUGCACAGGGAUACAGCUGAGAACAACCCUGAAACUCCGUUUGAGUUCACGGAGGAGAACAAAAAGAGAAUUGAGGCGAUCAUUUCUAUGUACCCCGAGGGACACAAGCAGGCAGCCACCAUCCCUGUCUUGGAUUUAGCCCAGAGGCAAUAUGGAUGGCUCCCCAUUUCUGCCAUGAACAAGGUGGCUGAAGUGCUGGAAAUCCCUCCAAUGAGAGUGUACGAGGUAGCGACAUUCUACACCAUGUUCCUGCGUCAGCCGGUGGGGAAGUACUUCAUCCAGAUCUGCACCACGACGCCCUGCAUGCUUUGCAACUCCGACAGCAUCCUGGAGGCCAUCCAGAAGAAACUGGGUAUCAAAGUUGGCGAGACGACUCCAGACAAGAUGUUCACCCUAAUCGAGGUGGAAUGCCUGGGUGCCUGCGUCAACGCUCCAAUGGUCCAGAUCAACGACAACUAUUACGAGGACCUCACCCCCAAGGAUAUCGAAGACAUUAUUGAUGAACUGAAAGCCGGACGCGUCCCACCUCCGGGGCCGAGAGGUGGACGCUUCUCCUGCGAGCCUGCCGGCGGGUUGACCUCUCUAACGGAGCCACCCAAAGGACCCGGCUUCGGCGUGAGGUCGGACCUGUAGCCGUGUCUCCUCUGAAGAAGCCUGAACUUGGUGUUAUGUUUAACACAAACAUGUGGUGUAAAUAAAUUGCUCAUGUACAUAUUCUCGAGGUCUCUGUGGUAU
Messenger RNA from Synchiropus splendidus (mandarinfish), 914 nucleotides. It is a transcript of the gene ndufv2, whose product is annotated as NADH:ubiquinone oxidoreductase core subunit V2. The transcript is spliced from 8 exons. Bases 87 to 812 code for a protein of 241 amino acids. The record is from RefSeq and is a predicted model, not a curated record. Gene Ontology annotation, biological process: mitochondrial electron transport, NADH to ubiquinone. Gene Ontology annotation, molecular function: NADH dehydrogenase activity. NCBI's taxonomy places the organism in Eukaryota, Metazoa, Chordata, Actinopteri, Syngnathiformes, Callionymidae.